Molecule: messenger RNA, 944 nt
Organism: Protopterus annectens (West African lungfish)
Lineage: Eukaryota; Metazoa; Chordata; Ceratodontiformes; Protopteridae
Exons: 3
Coding region: 1-732 (243 amino acids)
Source: RefSeq, a predicted model, not a curated record
AUGUGUUCAUUAUCUCCUGAAACCGAUGCUGUCCUCAUAUUUCCGAUAUCCACUACUGAUAGUAGUGGAUUUGUAGUUACAUCAACGAUCUCUCCCAGUGUUCUAAAAAACAGUACAAUUUUUACACAAUGUAGUAAUGUUGAAAUGAACACUGAGUGUCCAACAGCUUCAGUAAAACACAAAAUGCCCAAAACAAAUUGGUUUGUGGAUGAUGUCUUCCUGUUAUGGAAUGGCACAAAGGAAGAACUAACUGCAUUUGUAGGGUUUUUGCAUUCGACCACAAACUUCAUGAGAUUUGAAGUGAACUCAUCAGUCAUUACAGUAGCAAGGGGUUGGGGCAGCAGCAGUAGUUUAGGCUUUGAAAGUAUUCUUGAAGGACUGUUUGGACCUGGGCUCAUGGAAGAUUUAAGUGUCUUUAAAGACUGUGAGCCUGAAGGGGUUUCUGAUUGGUCUUUUGAUGAAAACUGUCUCUUCUGCUGUUUCAGACGAGAAAAAGUAAAGGAACACUUGGUUGCUUUAGAUGACUUCAUUUCCAAAACUGGAGGAGAAGCCUUGACAAGGCAAGAAGAGGCAAAUAUUACUCACCUGGAAAAGCAAGCAGAAGAGUUUCUCAAUGCAGUGUUUUACCGAAAAGAUGGAGUGCUAGAUCUGUCCACCAAGAAGAGUCCAGACACUAGUCCUGUUAGUGUUUUAAAGAAUGGAAACUUGUCAUAUGUACUUGCAAGAGCUUGAGAAAGACUGGAAUGCUGUUUACUGUGUUAAACUGAUGGGUGAACUGUAAAGCAUAUGCACCACUUUGUCAUUAAUGUUUAGAACGACACUGAUGGGACCAAAGAAGAAACUGAGUGCGUUUUGAUAUCUGAAGGUCACCUUUCUUUGACUGUUGCAGAGAGACCAUCAGAGAUUUCAGAAGAUCCUUAUCUGACCCUUAGUUUAAUAUGUAA